ACUUAAUAACGUUCUUACUAGUUGCGCAAAUGCAAUAGUGUUAGUAAGUCAAAAUUAUUGUUCAUCGCAAAUAACAAAACUUUGGCAAAAGGCAGUUUAAUUAACAAAUUAGAACAUAUUUCGGCUGCAUUACUUUAAAUUAUCAGGUAAGCUAUAAAAUAACAGUGAAAAUAUGAAUAAAAAAUAGUAAAAUAAAGAAUAAUGUGCAUCGAGAGAUUACCACCAUCAAAUUUCAUGGGUUCAACAGGAAAUUUCACUACAGACGUACCCGUCGAAAUUCCAGAUAUAGACGCAGACUAUGAUAUUGAUGACGAGUCUGACGACGAGUAUAAUUUAAUAGAUGAGUCUAGUGAAUGGAAUGAUUAUUUAUGGAUGGAAAAUGAACAGGAAUUCGAGCAAGAAGAAAUCAGAAGACUUGAGGAAGAAGAGUUAGCAAAUCAAUGUAUGGAAGAUAUGAGCGAGAUGUUAUUACUUGACGAAAUCACACAGGUUGAAGUAGAGCAGCACAAAGAAUCUCUGUCUGCAUUAGCACAAAAAUCAAACUUAAAUCCAUUCGCUGAGGAGUUCUUUCCAUCGGAUGCUGUAUUGACUUCUGCAACUACACAUAGCUAUAUAAUAUAUCUAGUACUAUUUCAUACUCUAAGCAACAAAAAAAAAAACUAAGAACGUUGAUAAUUGUAUUGUAAGAAGAAAAAAAGAAUGAAGAAAAAAAAAAGUUGAGGAAAAAUGUUUGUAACUUUUUGUGGUCAUUCCUUCAAUCUGAAGUAUCAUAAAAACUUCAAAAGCUAAUAGAAAGGAACUCGACCACAAAUUUAAUUUAAGGAAAUUGUCCUCAAAUAUUAUUUUUUUUCUUUUCAUUUUACGUAAAAGAAAAGCAAACAAAAAAUACGAAAAAAAAAACUAUUAAAAUUAAUUAAGAAAACGAAAAGAUUGAAAAGUAGUCAGUCAUGAGAGUCAAUCUUAUUAAACAAAAAAAAAAAAUGUUAUGAUAAUAAAAUGAAUGCUUUAAGAUAGUUUUUUCUCAUCAUUUUAAUUUAUAUGAAAAAAAUACAAGAGGCAAGCAUUUGAGGAUAAUUGUUGCUACCUGUCAAAGCUUUACUUUGACACAUGUCGAAUAACUUUGACAGCUUGUCUCAUUCCUCAAAUGUUUCCGUCUUGGUAAAAUACAAAAAAAAAUGACAAAAUGCAUUUUGAAAUGAAUUUUACUGCAUCUUAUCAGCCGUUCAUGACACUUCUGGAAUCAUCGACUGAUGUAUUAGCUUAAUAUCAAGUCUUGUAAAUUUUAAAAAGUUUUUGGAUUUAUAAGCUUUUUAUAAAUUGUACAUGACUUGGAUGUAGCCAACGACUGAAAGUUAUUAACUGAAGAUCCAUAAUCGACUGAUAAGGCAGUAGCAUACUUAACUUAUUCGUGAUAGUAUGAGAUAAAAAAAAUUAUAAAAAAAAACUCAAUUUAAAUGUGAUAAAAAAAGUAUAAAAUAUGGUAAAACAUAAAUAAAAACAUUAAAAAAGCUUAGGAACAUAAUCGGAACAGAAUCUU
Messenger RNA from Chironomus riparius, 1537 nucleotides. The record is from the annotation of a GenBank genome assembly. NCBI's taxonomy places the organism in Eukaryota, Metazoa, Arthropoda, Insecta, Diptera, Chironomidae.